Messenger RNA from Macroventuria anomochaeta, 1820 nucleotides. RefSeq names its product PIG-X-domain-containing protein. Gene Ontology annotation, biological process: GPI anchor biosynthetic process; protein processing. Gene Ontology annotation, molecular function: mannosyltransferase activity. Bases 1 to 1587 code for a protein of 528 amino acids. The transcript is spliced from 3 exons. NCBI's taxonomy places the organism in Eukaryota, Fungi, Ascomycota, Dothideomycetes, Pleosporales, Didymellaceae. Gene Ontology annotation, cellular component: glycosylphosphatidylinositol-mannosyltransferase I complex; endoplasmic reticulum membrane. The record is from RefSeq and is a predicted model, not a curated record.
AUGAAGCAACGGAUAACAUAUGUUGUGACGGAACCAGAGUCUUUCACCCCUGAACAGAUCAGCGUUCAAAAAAGAAAGAAUGGAAAUGGGGAUACUUUUACCUUGAAAGGCGUCCAUGCAGCGAAAGAACACCGUAUUACACUUGGUCUCGACGAACUAUCGCAAGCACCAAUCAAUAUCGAAGUUCUGAAGAAAUGGCAUGAACUACAUAUUCGCUGGGCUUCCGACUUCCCAGACUCAGUAACUGCUCCAUUCACGUCACGCGUGUCACCAGGCCUCCACAUCUUCUUCACACCUUCCACAGAGGCCAAGAAUCCCGAUUUGUGCCGGGACAUACGAUCACUUUUCAGCGAUACUUACAGCCCCAUCAAAUGCACGACGUCACACGAGACGGCAAUCAAGAUACCGAUGCUUUCAGAGCGCUUCUCCAUGUCUACAGCCUUGCAGUACUACUCACCGUUCUCAGAGGACGAUUGGGAUGCGUCAAAGAUCGCUGAGUGGUUUCAAAAUAUGACUGGAGCGGAUUCAUCAGCCUCAUACAUCGACAUCGACUACGACGCUAUAUCGCAGGCCGUAAUCUUCACAGUCGUUUGGUCCCAUGCACCCAAUAAGAAAGGCUGGACAGAGUCUGUCUAUGUCCCGGAAGAUGAGUCGACCGUCGAGAUCGGCGUCCUAUCCCAUGAACCUAACACCGACCCCGAAGAUGUGCAAUUCGGCGGAUUCUUGACCAUGCUCGGUCGGGACGACAAACCAAAACCCACACGUUUCCAAACCCCAACCCGGCACUACCCCCUCCUAACCCCAGAAUCCUUCAACCCCAACACUACCCCCAAACUUUCGCCCCUAACAUACACAACCUCCAUCAACCGCCCCACCGGCCUGCACCCAACCCUAACCCUCACGCUCCCAUCAGAGCACCUGACCGCACCGGACCCAACAUGCAAGCUGCACACGUACCUCACGCUCCCAUCCGCGCUCUUCAUCGACAAGUACCAAUUUAGCGACCCUCUCUUCCUGACAUCCAAGAACCUGAUAGCCCUGCGCAGCAUAGCAGGCGCCACAGAUCUCGAAGCUCCAGACUGGGUGGUUCCACAAUGGGGCUCUGCAUCACUCUUUGAGCUCGCCUCUCCUUCCUCCUCCGCCGCGGACACCGAGGCGUCCGCUCCUCCGUCGUCAGGAGACUGGAACGUUUCCAUACCCCUGCACCUCCGUUACCUCCCCGCGUCCCCCACCCCACACACGCCCAUCUCCAUCCCCUGGCCCGUCGUGUUCUGGGUAUGCCGUGCCGACGAGGGCGAAAAGCAUUCGUUAAACCCCUUCGACCGAAAGCAUCUGGGGUAUGAGGCGUUGUUCGGGCCCAAGACGAGGUUUAUGCAUGUCCAGCCAGCGAGAGAGAGGGGUGCGGAUGAGGAGUAUAAGAGGUUGGUGGAGACGAUCGAUGUGCCGGUGUUGGAUACGCAGAAGGCGGGGAUGGUGGAGAUGGGGACUGUGGGGGUUGUGGUGUUGGCGUUUUUGGGGCUGUGUUGGGUGUUGUUUGGAAAGGUUGGAGGGAAGGAGGCUGCGGAUAAGAUGAAGAAGAAGCAGUGAAAGAACAGGAUGGACCGAGUUGAAGGAGGUCACUUGCAUGGUGCACAUUGUUAUUAUAGCGAAGCAUAGAGCAAGAUUAUAGUCCUGUUGAGUCAUUCUUUUCGUGUACUGCAAAACGCCGUUACUGGCAGGUUGCCAAACUAGCUAUUGGGUAUCGUAGGUCCUCUCUUGCGCCAAAUCUUCCUCCUACGUCGUUAUGAAAGGGAUAGUCUCCUAGCAUCACUACUUGGCUG